ACGGUUCCCUCGCUGGAUGUUGGGCUUACUAGGCUUGCAGGCAGAGCGGGCGUAGCUGGGAGCCCGCGGGGUGGAGCUGCGAGCCAGGCGGGAGCACGCAAAGGCCUCGGUGGCAGGUGCAGGCCAUUGGCCCUGACUCCAGGUCGCUCCGGAUCCGCGCCGGACUAGCGGUCUAGGAAGCAGCGGCUUCAGGUUUGCGCAUCAGGGCGGCCUUGAGCACAGCGCCUGCAGGCUUACCAUCCCCGAGCUGAAACUUUGUUUCUGUCAGUCUUCGGUGUUGGACAGUGUCUUAGAGUGAUUCCCACAGUCUGUAUUCUUUGUUGGUGAAGUUCUGUUCCUUUGCUCUAACGUUUUGCUGUUGGAAAGAGUGGAAGGAUGCUGAGCAUGGACCCUAGGACUUGUUAAUACCAAGCGCUCUUACAUGAGCUGCACCUCCAGCCCAUUUUUUCCAAAAUUUAAAUUCAAUUCUCGCUAGUGAUGCUGUUCUUGAGCGUGUGUGGUGUGGGGGGGGGGGAGGCUUCUUGUUAAUUUAAGAGACUUUGGUAAUUUUUCUGACCAGAGGCAAACGCCCACGAGGAUGAGAGGACUAAUUUCUAGUCUUCUGAAAAGGGUAUGCAUUCUGCCAUCACUUCUUUCACUUGCAAUGUCCAAGUGCAGAUGGGUGGAAUAUUUAUGCCUUCUCUUACCUUCAUGAGUUGCACACCAUGGCACCUUCUACCUUGCUGAAGAACUCAAUAGCUUGGUUCAGUUGUCUUUAUUCAUAAUCUCUAGUGAAAAGGUCACAGGCCCAAUAACAAGGUGUGCUUCUUGCCUUCUUCUGGCUUUGGUGGCCAUAACAAGGUGUGCUUUUGGCUUGCUUCUGGCUUUGGUGGUCAUGCCCAGGUUCCAUCUAGCUUGGGGAGGCUGGGCUGUGCAGAUGCCCAGCAGGUGGUUUCUAACCUGAUCUGGCCCAGGGAGAACUGGAGAGCAGUCAGAAUGAGUGAAUCUCACAGCCUCUUCCUCCAGGUGUCUUCUCGGGAGGAGCAACAGAGGGAGAAAAAUGGCCAAGAGGUUGCUGCCAGCCCACGUUCAGGAGCCUGUGACGUUCAGGGACGUGGCCGUGUUCUUCAGUCAGGAGGAGUGGUUGCAUCUGGACUCUGCGCAGAGAAGCCUGUACCGGGAGGUGAUGCUGGAGAACUACAGCAGCCUGGCCUCACUGGGUAUUCUGUUUUCCAAGCCAAAGGUCAUCUCUCAGUUAGAGCAAGCGGAAGACUUCCAGAUGAUGGGAAGUGGAAUGCUUCGAGGUGUGUACUUAGGAUGGAAGAGCUUGUUUGAACCCAUAGUUUCCAAAGGAGAAAAUAAGGAAGUCUUGAAAAACCACAGAGUUGAUGAUUUUUUUGACUUCAUAUUGGGAAGAACAUAUGUAAAUGAGGAACGGUUCGAGGACCAACAAGGCAAAAAGAAGAAGCUUUGCAGCGAAAUGCUGCUUUCCAUUAGAGAAGACUGUAUACCAGAGAGGGGCUCUAAGGGUACUGACCUCCUGAGAAAUCCUGGUAUGAAGUCUCCAUUUACUGGAAAACUUGGACUUGUCUCCAGAGGAAGAAAGCCCGGCUCACAGCAGUACUCAAUUCUAUUUAAACAACUAGGAUUCAACACAAUACGAAAGUGUUAUAAAUGUAACAUCUGUGGAAAAGUCUUUCUCCACAGUUCUUCCCUGAGCAAGCAUCAGAGGAUCCAUACUGGAGAGAAGCUCUACAAAUGUAAGGAAUGCCGGAAAGCCUUCAGCCAGAGCUCGUCCCUAACCCAGCACCUGAGAGUCCAUACUGGAGAAAAGCCGUAUAUCUGUAGCGAAUGUGGGAAGGCUUUCAGCUUCACUACCUCUCUCAUUGGGCACCAGAGGAUGCAUACUGGAGAGAGACCCUAUAAAUGUAAGGAAUGUGGCAAAACCUUCAAAGGCAGCUCAUCCCUUAACAAUCACCGGCGGAUCCACACUGGAGAAAAGCCGUAUAAGUGUAAUGAGUGUGGGAGAGCCUUUAGUCAAUGUUCAUCUCUUAUUCAGCAUCAUAGAAUUCAUACUGGGGAGAAACCAUAUGAAUGUAGCCAGUGUGGGAAAGCCUUUACAUCAAUAUCACGGCUAAGCAGACACCACCGUAUUCAUACUGGAGAGAAGCCUUUUCAUUGUGAUAUGUGUGGCAAAGUGUUCAGUUACCACUCAGCCUUGAUUAUACAUCAGAGAAUUCACACUGGAGAGAAACCAUAUGCAUGCAAGGAAUGUGGGAAAGCCUUUAGCCAAAGCUCAGCACUCAUCCAACAUCAAAGAAUCCACACUGGAGAAAAGCCAUACAAGUGCGAUGAGUGUGGGAAGGCCUUUUCCUGGAUCUCACGACUUAAUAUCCAUCACCGAAUCCACACAGGCGAGAAACCUUAUCAUUGUAAGGAAUGUGGAAAAGCUUUCAGUUCCCACUCAGCAGUCAACACUCACCGAAAAAUCCACACUGGUGAGAAACCUUACAAAUGCAAUGACUGCGAAAAAGCCUUCAACCAAAGCUCAGCCCUUAUUCAGCACCAGAGAAUUCACACUGGAGAGAAACCAUUUAACUGUAAAGUAUGUGAGAAAGCCUUCAGACAGAGUUCAUCGCUAAUGACACAUAUGAGAAUUCAUACGGGAGAAAAGCCUUAUACAUGCAAAGCCUGUGGGAAAUCUUUCAGUCAAAGUUCAUCUCUUGCCAACCAUCAGAAGACUCAUUGAGAAAAACCAUAUAAGAAAAAUGCAUGUGAUAAAUCUGCCAAAAGACAUUGAUUCUGUACUGACUGUAACAGAAUUCAUCCUGGAGAGAAAGUGAUGAGUAAUAGUUGGGGGUGAGCAUCAAGAUAGACUUCAGCAAACAUCAGGCAUUUGUGAUGCAGUAUAAACUUGUGUUUGGAAAACUUAUAUAAAAUAUAAAAUGUUUUCCACAUGUUCUUAAGUUUUAUUGACUAUAGAGUUGACUCUAGGGCUAAAAGAUUAAUAUUUCCUAGUGAUUCAGACUUAACAGCCACCAGCUUUUGUAACAUCACUGGGGACCUGGUGAUUUAGGUAAAAGCUGAGCCCUGAAUCAGCAGACUUCAGAUGAGCCUAGGAUCUAUGUUGGACAAAGCCUUUCAGUGGUAAUGCAGAGUAGCUAGAUUAGGAAGAAUGAGAAAAGAAAUCUACAUAGGUAACUUGUAGCUACCUCAUGGUCACUAAAGUUUGCUUUUUAAUACUCUGGAAACAAGUUCUUGUUUAUUAGAACUUUUGGUUCAUUUUUCUUUCCUCUAAGUCACUGACCCGAGAAGAAAACUCGCUCUGUAAGCUGUGCGGGUUAUUGUCCCGUGCAUUGUCUUCCCCCAUUCACCACCUCUGAUUCAGACCUAAAGGCACUUUAAGUCACAAAAUGCAUGGUGUCUCCACUUGGUUUUCUCAGAAAGUAAUUGACUCUGCUGUAUUAAAUUGUGAAGUAAAGGCUCUUCAGACAAAUGCUUUUGAAAUUUAAUUUACACAUACAUACACACACACAGUUAGUUAGAAAGGAGAAAUUCUAUCACGGUGUAGCCACAGAGAGCACAGCUCCUGGUCCCAGGCUAUUCCUGCUUCCUUGUGCUCCCUGUAGCAAUUGUGCACUGCUUCUCUAAACUCCUGGAGUCAGCUUCUUAACCCUGUGAGUUUUCCAGGGCGUUCUGAGUCAUGUGAGCCUCCAUUCUCCUGUUUCCAUUCAAGUAAGUUCAAAGCAUGUAACCCUAGCCCUCCUUCCAUUCUGCCCCUUCUGCAGUGUUCCCGGUGUCUUGGAGUAAUACAGAUGUCUGAUUAUUUUCUUCCAUUUAUGGCUGAGCAUUGAGUGGGCAUGCCACAGCAGCAGUCCUUAUUCUCAGUACCACGACCAAUUGUGACACCACAGUAACUAACCCCCACUGGGGAGGGGUGUUUCCCAGGUUAGGAGAGUGUACGACUCUUGCAGAAGACCCUGGUUCUAUUCCAGCACCUAUUCUGCGUGAUUCAUAACUUCAUGUAACUUCAGCUCCAGGGGAUCCAAGGCUUCUGGCUUCCAUGGGCAUCUCUACUCACAUGUGCACACACACAUAAAGCUUUCCCCCUCCAACCAGUGUUAACAGCAGUGGUGAUCUGUGUCCAUAAUCACAAAUGUUUUUAAGGCAUGUAAUACCCAUUACAAAAAAUAAGAGCAGUAGCCUCCCACCGGGGACCAGGAUCUCCCUAGCCACAGGUUUUGUCCUGGAAAAUGAGUCUUCUCCUAUGGAGCAAGCUGUAAGUGAAAUGGCAGAUACUGGCUGCACUCAAUGGUUGUGCCACUGUUUUGCCAAUGAGCUUAUCUUUCCUGGCAUCCUAAAGGAAUCAGUACACCAUGUCCAUAGCCGAACAAAACUGUUGGCAUCAACUCUCCCCCAGCAGCCUGCACAGUGCUUUUCAGCAUUAUGAAAGUGAGCUAGCAUGGGGGGGAUCUUCCAGCCAGAUCCAAACUGAUUUCUCCAUGUCCUGCAACUAAAGGAUGUGGUAUCUCCGGCAACAGGGACUUCCACUUAGUCCUGGGAUGCAAAAACAACCCCAUAGAGACAAUAAAGCUUGUAGGUUAUGAGGUCAUAGAGGCCUCUAUGGCCAAUAAUUUUGAGAGAGGCAACACAUUCCUGGAAUUGGGAUUUUUCACUCAAAAGCCUGUGGCUUCUGAGAGUGCCUCACUUCAGCCACUGGGGAGAAGGAGUAUUUAGACACAACUGCUGGUUUUUUUGUUUUUGUUCUUCCAAAUGAUUUUCCAAAUCAGAAAGAUACUUGAGAGUGU
Messenger RNA from Peromyscus leucopus (white-footed mouse), 4787 nucleotides. It is a transcript of the gene Znf879, whose product is annotated as zinc finger protein 879. The transcript has 4 exons. Gene Ontology annotation, biological process: negative regulation of transcription by RNA polymerase II. NCBI's taxonomy places the organism in Eukaryota, Metazoa, Chordata, Mammalia, Rodentia, Cricetidae. The record is from RefSeq and is a predicted model, not a curated record. Bases 1040 to 2728 code for a protein of 562 amino acids. Gene Ontology annotation, molecular function: DNA-binding transcription repressor activity, RNA polymerase II-specific.